CGCGCAUCGCAUCAGUUUCAAAAUGAAAGGAUAAAUAAAGGAACCGCUCUGUGGAGAUUAGUCAGCCAUGGAAGUUAUGGAAGCCAUGGGAGUUGGAGCAACAGAUUUGGGAACGUAUUUUUUACUGAUACUUUUCAGAACCUCGAAAAUCGUCUCGAUUUUCCCCCAUUUUCCCCAUUAUUCAAUUGCUCCUCCGUCCCCGGUCGUGGCGGUGGUUCUUCUGCUUCUGCCUCCCCGGAAUCGCGCUUCCUUCUCAUUCACCUAACCUCGAAAACUCCGCCAAAUUUUUAUAUGCUCUGCCACCGCUGCAAUAAAAAGGCCUAGGGUUUCCGUAGACUUACUCAAUUAGAUCCCCGCUUGCUGAUUCACCUUUGCGUGAUUUUGGAGGAAAAAAAAAAAAUAAAUUGAAAGUUCACUCAACUUAAAGCAAUUGGCGUCAGCUUCUUUUCUAUAUUUCUGAUUUUUUGCUGCUGGACAAUCUGGUGCUUUUCAUGUUGUAGUUCAUACUUCACCGCUGCAGAGUAGCCGGAGAUUCAGUUGCCUUCUCUGUUACAGGUGAUCAUGUCGUCAGGGACAAAGCUUAACUCAAUGGACUACAAUGAAGGGAAAGACACCCCACCAUAUGGCUUUGAUGAGAAUGAAUUCGGCGAGAGAAGUGAUGUCGUAAACAAGAUACAAAAUGGAUUUCCUAGCCAAGGAGAGUGGUCAAUGAAUGUUUCUCCAGAAACAGCAGAAAACAGAAUAACAAAUGACAGGUGCCGAGUUUACUUUAAAUGAGAGAAUACGGAUGGAUGUCAAGUGGUUUUUAGAUUUUUAAGGCUGAUAUAAUUUAAAUUGAUUGGUUUAAGUCUAGAGCUGGAAAUUAGUUACUUUCUGUUUCUUUUUGUGUCAUUGCUUUUCCAUUCUAAUGUCUCCUUGUUACUGUAAAUGACCUGGCCCUGAAAUAUCCUAAAGAUCAUUCAUUUGAUUCUUUUGCAUAUUUUCUAGCUUCUUCAUUGUGCUUUCCUCAAUGUCCUUAUCUGAGCUUAGUAGGUGAAUUGACUAGUACUGCAAUAGACUGAGAACUGAAGUUUUAUCGUGGGCCAAAUGACUCUCGAGUGUAUAUCUUCCAUCAGGAUCAUUUUACUGCUACUGUACCAAUGCUUGUGUAGUUUGGUGUAUUGACUGAAGCAAACGACUUAUUCACUUGUGAUUACUAAAUUUUGAUAACCAAGCAGGAUUUUCUUAGGGAGUCAAGCAGCACUGAGUAGUGUCUUCAGUGGGGAUGUGAAAAGGCAGUUCGGAGUUGGAAGAAAAUCCGGACCUUUAUUAUCUGGAACUGCUUAUUGCUUUGCUUCUUGCAGUAUGAUUUUGCUUAACAAAAUUGUCUUAUCAAGUUAUGCUUUCAAUGCUGGAAUUUCCCUCAUGUUUUACCAGAAUCUUAUCAGUACUUUCAUAGUGGUUGUUUUGGGCCUCUUUGGAGCAGUCUCUGUAGAAAAAUUAAAUUGGGAGCUUGUUAAAGUUUGGAUCCCCGUUAACUUAAUCUUCAUUGGCAUGCUUGUAUCAGGGAUGUAUAGUUUGAAGUACAUAAAUAUUGCAAUGGUGACAAUUCUGAAGAACGUGACAAACAUUUUAACAGCAAUUGGAGAAUUUUAUCUUUUCCGGAAACAUCAGAAUCAUCAAGUGUGGACUGCAAUGUUUCUAAUGAUUAUCUCUGCUAUAAGUGGAGGAAUAACUGAUCUCUCAUUUGAUGCAAAGGGUUAUGCAUGGCAAAUGUUGAACUGCAUUUUAACGGCAAGCUACUCGCUCACUCUGCGGCGAGUUAUGGAUAAAGCAAAGCAAUAUACGAAGUCUGGAUCUCUUAAUGAAGUUUCAAUGGUGCUUCUAAAUAAUUCCUUGUCUUUACCAUUUGCCAUCUUCUUGAUACUCUUUUUCAACGAAUGGAGUUAUGUUGCUAAUGCGAAAGUCAUAAGGUUGCCAAUGUUUUGGGUUGUUGCAACAGCUAGUGGGGUGCUUGGGCUAGCCAUCAGUUUUUGCUCUAUGUGGUUUUUGAAUCAAACUAGUCCGACCACUUACAGUUUGGUCGGAUCUUUGAACAAGAUUCCCAUCUCCAUUGCUGGGAUAGUACUUUUCAGGGUUCCAGUUAGUCUUCCCAAUUUCUUCAGUAUACUAUUUGGUUUGUUUGCAGGAAUAUUUUUUGCCAGGGCGAAGAUGUCCUAAUACCGAAAGAAAUGUAACAUAAAGAACAAGACGUUAAUGCCCCAAAGAGCUUAUACCUUUUGCUGGCUAGACUGGCUAGUUGUAGAUUAUUAAUACAAAUGAAUCAUACUUUAUAAACUGAAGUUGCUACUCUGAGCCAAGAGCAUUACAGAAAAUCAAAAGGUUUUCUUCCGUAGGAACUUACCAAUCUGGAUAAAACUUUCAAUGCAAAGAUCAACCCUUUUUCCUUGUUCUUCCCUAUUUUGAGGGUUCUGAAUUGAGUUGUAAAAAGUGUUUUGUUCCGCAUCCAUUUUGCAAUCUUUAAAAGCAAAAUGUGAAGAUGUGGUCCCAC
Oldenlandia corymbosa var. corymbosa is the source of this 2530-nucleotide messenger RNA. The record is from the annotation of a GenBank genome assembly. NCBI's taxonomy places the organism in Eukaryota, Viridiplantae, Streptophyta, Magnoliopsida, Gentianales, Rubiaceae.